AUCAGUUGUGUGUUGUGUGUACGAGAGUGUGCUCCAGAAAGUCUGUGUGAAGCUCGCAGCUAUGGGAGUCCGUAGCCCAGGGUGGCUCGGCAGGAUGAGGGUGCUCGUGGCAGUGCUGCUGUCCCUGAUAGCGCUGCAGCAUUCCUGGGCCCUGAGUCCCACCGACUGCAAGGGUGCGGAGCCUGUGGCUGAGCGAGCGCUACAGGUGAUCAAUGGAGACCGGUGGAAUGGCUAUCUUUUCCACUUGCUGCGGGUCGCUGAUGCCCACUUGGAUAGAACGGGACCCACAGCUGUGUACUAUUUAGUCCUGGAUGUGCAGGAAUCCGACUGCUGGGUGCUGUCUGGGCAACACCUGGAUGACUGUGAAGUUGCUUCUAGACGCCCAUCUGAGAUCGUGAUUGGACAAUGUAAGGUAAUAGCCACGAAAUAUUCAAAUGAAUCUUGGGGUCUUAGAGUGAAUGACUACAACUGCACCGUCAGUUCAGUCUCGGCGGCCCUGAGCAAUACCAAAGACAGUUCUGUCCUCUUGGAUUUCUUCGCGGACACUGAGCUCUACAGGAAACCAGCUGACAAAGCCCUCGACAAGCUCAAAGGCGAGGACAGCGCUUUCGCUUCUUUCAGAGUGGACCACGUAGAACGAGUCGCAAGGGCGAGAGGAGGGGAAGAAACCAGUUACCACGUGGAUUUCUCCGUGAGGAACUGUUCCGCGUACCAUUUCCCCAGAGGCCCUCACCUCUUUGGAUUCUGUAGAGCAGAUUUGUACUAUGACAUAGAAGCUGCUGACUUGGAAAGCCCGAAAAACCUUAAAGUAAACUGUGAAGUCUUUAACUUUGAGGAGCUUAGAAACAUCAGUGGUGGGCCACCCCAUGGGCACCAUCGCCACCACUUUGGCAGGUGGGAGCAUCCAUUUAACCCAAAUAGAUCCAGAGAUCAUCAUCAUUUUCUCAAGCCAUAUAAAGGGGGGUUCCUACCUCCCCCAGAAGAGAACAAUGAAUCAGGUGGACCACAACUGCCUCCUCCAGGAGCAAGACAUCUUCACCCUCGUUUUGGUACUGAUAGAACUCAUGUACCUCCUCAUAAUCAUAGUUCUAGUGAGCGUGAUCCCCACAAACAUCCUCCACAUGGACAUGGUCCUCAUGGAUGCCAUCCUCAUGGACCCCCUCCCCAUGGACCCCCUCCCCAUGGACCCCCUCCCCAUGGACCCCCUCCCCAUGGACACCAUCCUCAUGGACACCCUCCUCAUGGACCCCCUCCCCAUGGAUUCCAUCUCCAUGGACCCCCUCCUCUUGGACCCCCUCCCCCUGGACACCAUCCCCAUGGACCCCCUCCCCAUGGACACCAUCCCCAUGGACACCAUCCCCAUGGACCCCCUCCUCAUGGGCACCCUCCCCAUGGACAUGAUUUCCAUGACUAUGGACCCUGUGAUCCACCAACUGAUCACCAAGGUACCAAAGAUCACCAUGGUCACGGUCAUGGUCACGGUCACGGUCACGGUCAUGGUCCACCACAUAGGCACCCAGGUAAAGGGCAUUUUCCAUUCCAUAGACGAAAGAUUGGAUAUGUCUACCGACUCCCUCCACUAAAGGUGGGAGAAGUUCUUCCUUUGCCUGAGGCCAAUUUCCCCCGUUUCCCAUUUCCUAAAUGCAAUAGUUCCCUACAUCCAGAGAUUCAGCCCUUCCCGCAAGCAGCUCUUUCCUCUGACUUGUGUCCUGGGAAGUUCAAGAUUGAGUCCCCAGAACUUGCCAACUUUUUUGCAUACCCAUCUUCAAAAUAAAAUCUGAGUCUUAAAAGAGAGAAA
This is a messenger RNA of Octodon degus (degu), 1798 nucleotides long. It is a transcript of the gene Hrg, whose product is annotated as histidine rich glycoprotein. Gene Ontology annotation, biological process: heme transport; regulation of platelet activation; negative regulation of endopeptidase activity. Gene Ontology annotation, cellular component: extracellular region; endolysosome; blood microparticle. The transcript is spliced from 7 exons. The record is from RefSeq and is a predicted model, not a curated record. Bases 62 to 1774 code for a protein of 570 amino acids. Gene Ontology annotation, molecular function: serine-type endopeptidase inhibitor activity; heparin binding; cysteine-type endopeptidase inhibitor activity. Lineage: Eukaryota; Metazoa; Chordata; Mammalia; Rodentia; Octodontidae.